UUAUACUCUACAAAUCAUUCAACACAGAUAAAAAAUAAUUACUGGUUAAUAAUGGUUUUCGGGUAUACCAAGCGGCACCGCCUAAAGAGUAAGGACUUACGACUAACUAACCUUACAUUAUAAAACAUAACCUGGAAGUCAAAAUAGCUGAGAACUAAGUGAAAAUUACAAUAUUUACACAAAAUCUUGAACUCUAGUCUACAUUAUUUGUGUAUAGAUUGUUAUCAUGAUUUGUCCAGAUUUUCUAGAAUUUCAGGAUAUUAUAAAAAAGAUGCGUAUACUUGACGAUAAAAUUGUAUAUGCUUUAAAUACAUCAUUACCGACGGAGUCUUUUCAAACUAAAAUAGAUGCCACUUCGGCUUGUCAAGACCUCUACGAGCAAAUUCAAAAAGGUCAUAGUGAGAGGGAAAAAGUGAUAAAAAAUUGCAUCAUUUCAUCUGCAGAUACAGUAAAAAAAUUAAAAAUAGCUAAAGAACAAAAGCCCGAUGAUAUUGAUUUGCUAAGAAAUAUAAAAGCAGAACAAAGAAAGUUACGACUUCUACAAACUGAGCUAAGUGUGGAGGAAAUAAUUAAGGAAAAAACAACUAAGUUGUUUACAGAAAAAUGUAGGAACUAUUUUAAGCCUAGUUACUAAACAAGACUGAAAUGAAAAUAUAAAUUAGUUGAAUGUAAAUAUCUAGAUUGUUUAUAGAAUCUGGUAGAAAUAUAUGUAUUAAUAUACUGUUAACCUAU
Molecule: messenger RNA, 732 nt
Organism: Pieris brassicae (large cabbage white)
Lineage: Eukaryota; Metazoa; Arthropoda; Insecta; Lepidoptera; Pieridae
Gene: Ccdc58
Product: protein MIX23
Exons: 3
Coding region: 227-634 (135 amino acids)
Cellular component (GO): mitochondrial intermembrane space; mitochondrion
Source: RefSeq, a predicted model, not a curated record